Messenger RNA from Anopheles darlingi, 1234 nucleotides. Its product is annotated as splicing factor YJU2. Gene Ontology annotation, biological process: mRNA splicing, via spliceosome. The transcript is spliced from 3 exons. Bases 85 to 1173 code for a protein of 362 amino acids. Gene Ontology annotation, cellular component: U2-type catalytic step 1 spliceosome. The record is from RefSeq and is a predicted model, not a curated record. NCBI's taxonomy places the organism in Eukaryota, Metazoa, Arthropoda, Insecta, Diptera, Culicidae.
AAAUUCGGAAAACAAAAACAACUCUUUAUGUGAGUUUUUUCCGGAAUCGAUUUUUUGUGAAAAUUUUAGCUUUUUGUUCGUAAAAUGUCGGAAAGAAAAGUGUUAAACAAAUAUUACCCGCCGGAUUUCGACCCGUCGAAAAUCCCGCGCGUGAAACUUCCCAAAAACCGGCAGUACACGGUCCGGUUGAUGGCCCCGUUCAACAUGCGCUGCGUGACCUGCGGCGAGUACAUCUACAAAGGCAAGAAGUUCAAUGCCCGCAAGGAAGAUGUGGAAAAUGAAGACUACCUCGGUAUCCGCAUCUACCGGUUCUACAUCAAGUGUACGCGGUGUUUGCAAGAAAUUUCCUUCAAGACCGAUCCGCGGAACACGGACUAUGAAAUCGAGGCCGGAGCUACGCGUAAUUUUAUGGCACUGAAGCUUGCCGAAGAACAGGCACGCCGGGAGGAGCAGGAAGUACGGGAAGAGGAAGCCAACAAUCCGAUGAAGCUCCUCGAGAACCGAACCCAACAGUCGCGGAACGAAAUCGAGCUGCUCGAGUCGCUGGAAGAGCUGAAAGAUUUGAACCGUCGACAGCAGGACAUCGACUACGACAGCAUGUUGCAGCAAUAUGACCCCACGGAGAGUAUCCGGGAACGGGAGGAGCGAAUGGAGAAACAGGAUGAAGAGUUUAUUAAGUCUAUUAAAUUUCAAAACAAAACCGGUGUCAAGCGGAUAGCGACGGAGAUUAUCGUCGAGGACGUGAAGGAAGAGGAACCGGACGACCAACCAACUGCCUCAUCGAACGCUUCAAGAGCGAACACAUCUACCUCAUCGGCGCCUUCUAUCAGCAGUGCCAGUGCCGCUACGGCUACGCUAACAUCCAGCGUACCAUCUUUUGCCACAUCGAAGGCUCGCAAGCUGGAUAGUUUCAGCAUCGGAGUGAAGAAAUCAUCCCUGAGCAAUCUGAUUGUGAAGAAAAAGCCGGUCACGGUGGAUGCGGGGAAAGAGAUGCCACCUCCUAAGGCACCACCACCAGUACCAGCAGCCGACAAGCCAGUCGAGGUCGAGGACAAACCCACUGCUGCUAAACCAGUAACCACGCCCGCUGUUGCUGGUGGUGGAGGUGGUGGUAUCGGAAGUCUGGGACUGCUGGGAGCUUACUCAGAUUCCGAGAGUUCGGAUGAAAACUAAGUUCAAACCCGCAAGCUUACUGCUUUGUUGGCCAGGAUGUUGAAUAAUAAAUGCUUAACGU